Messenger RNA from Symbiodinium pilosum, 708 nucleotides. The record is from the annotation of a GenBank genome assembly. Lineage: Eukaryota; Dinophyceae; Suessiales; Symbiodiniaceae.
AUGAAUCCAAAGACUACUUCUGGCUUCCGUGCCAUUCUUUUUGAUUGGGACUUCUACUGGAAUUGGAAUGGAGUUGCCAUGAGCGGCUUCUGGUUAGUUCUUCUGGCUGUCCUGCUCGCCAUUCCUUCUCUUGGUUUGCUCCCCUGGAGCCGUGAGUCUGUUCAGAGGCACAGCUGCAUGUGGUCCGCGGCAACGGAGCUCGCCCAGCUCUCGGAAGAUACAGCGGGUUGCUUGGAGUACCUCAUGACAAUUCUCCAGGAGGAGGCUUGGAAGUUUCCUUUCCAUGCGGAUAGCUCCAACUUCUACAUCCGGCAGCUGGGAAACUGGGCCAUCCCUUCAAGAGCAGUUUACAUGUUUGGGACUGCGGAAGCCCUAGACCCAAGACCCCAAAUCCCCGUCGCGCAAAUCGUGAAGCCCGUGAAACAUCUGCUUGUUUGCAGGAACAAAGAUAAUCGUUCGGAAUUAAUUUUAGGUGAUCAUGUCAAUUUUGCGAACACGACAGCCCUCACAGUACUCAAAGUAGCCGUUUUCUCAACCCUCACGAAAAGUAACAUGUUUUUUGUUUUGCUUAAAAUGGUGCAAACCAUACACUCCCUAGCUCCUAGACAUUGCCAUAAACCUCAAACUACACACUCGACGAAACCCCAAACCCCGAGCCCAAACCCUAAACCCCAAACUGUUCUUGGAGCCUCACAAACAAAAACCUAA